This is a messenger RNA of Trichoderma citrinoviride, 1842 nucleotides long. RefSeq lists its product as hypothetical. The record is from RefSeq and is a predicted model, not a curated record. The transcript is spliced from 6 exons. Bases 1 to 1842 code for a protein of 613 amino acids. NCBI's taxonomy places the organism in Eukaryota, Fungi, Ascomycota, Sordariomycetes, Hypocreales, Hypocreaceae.
AUGGCCGAAAAACCUGACAUUACCGUCUCAGUUGACUUUGGCACCACGUACACAGGCGUUGCGUGGAUGACCCAAAAGACGCCCAUCCAAGUCAUCAACGACUGGCCUGGGAGCGGUGAUCGAGGAGAGCGCAAAGUUCCCACUACGCUCAUCUAUAACGAAGACGGCGAGUUGUCAUCAUGGGGCUUCAUGUGCGAUGAUGACGACGAUUCCAUCCCCGGCAAGACGCGGAGGGAUUUCUUCAAGAUCUACAUUGACGAAGAGACGCUCGUCGAGGCACGGGGGAGGGGGCUCUCCAAUGUGCCGCAGACGACCGUAGAGGCGCAAAAGUUUGCAACAGACUAUCUCCACCAGAUCUACCUCCACAUAAAGGACACCAUCGAGACGCAGAUGGGGAGGAAACACCUUGGCGGCUGGGCCGACAUGGCGGUGACUUUUCUGUUCAGCGUGCCGACGACGUGGACGCGCCUGGAGAUUAUCAAUACGUUCAAGACUAUCAUUCGUGAUGCAGGAUUCGGAGGCGGCGGGUCGAAGCAUGUGGCUCAGGUUGAUCUUACAGAGGCCGAGGCUGCGGCUGUUGCGACGCUGAAGAUGAGCGCCAUCUCGUUCAACAAGGGAAGUUUGUUCCUGACCGUUGAUGCUGGAGGAGGAACAACGGAUUUGGCUCUCAUGAGAGUGACUUCAAGUGAUGCCAGCUGCCCGCAGAUGGCGCAGAUAUCCACCGUCAAGGGUGUCGGUAUUGGAUCGACGCUGAUUGAUCGGGCGUUUAUCAGGGUCGUCACGGAGAGGCUGGUCGCGAACCCGGAUAUCCAACGCCAACUGCCCAGCGAUUUUGCCUCUCGCUUCUCCAAGAGCCACCAUUUCAAGGUUCUGAAGCACAAGUUUGGUGAAAAGGUUUACAUGCAGCCCGUGUUCAAGCUGCAGAUGGAGGGGGUGUCGCACGGGUUCAGCCAUGCAGGUCUUGGUGUAGAAUAUGGGAGGAUGCAGUUCAAUAUGGAAGAGAUUCAGUCGCUGUUUGAUGCUCAGGUGGAUGGCAUCAUGCAGCGAAUUACAGACCAGCUAGACUGGCUAAGUGAGAACGGAUACACAGAACAAGUGGAAUACAUGAUUCUGUCUGGAGGUCUCGGCAGCUCAGCAUACGUCCGCGACAAGAUCUCACUACACCUCGCCUCCAGACCCCACGCCAGCGCCGCAAGAGUCGCCGUCGUCCCAUGCCACGACCCCCAGCUGGUCGUCGUGAGAGGCCUUCUUCUCGAUUACCAGCAAAGAAUGGAGACGGGCAAUGUUCCCGUCCUAGGGGCGCGAGUAGCUCGGUCAAGCUACGGCGUCAUCGUGAGGCAGAUGUAUUCGGCGACGAAGCAUGCGGACGAGGAAGUCGUUCCCGAUCUGUGGGAUCCGAAGAAGAAGUGGGCUAUCAACCAAAUUCAGUGGAUUAUUCGGAAGGGAGAUAAGAUCGAUCCAAAUGUUCCGCUGGUGAAAUCGUUCGAAUACCGUCUAGGACCGGAUGACCCUACGAGGGUAUGGAAUGCAGACAUAGUGGUCUCUCAAAAUGAUCCCUCCAAUUUACCAAAGAGCCUUAAACACGCUGGCGUGACCAAACUCUGCAUGGUAAAGAGCAACCUCGAGGGCGUCCAACAAGACCAGCUCGUGCUGAAGCAAAAGCGCGGCAUCCUCUUCCGCAAAGGCUACAAGUUCUAUGUCUGCAGAUUUGACCUGCGCGUCAUCGUUGCGCCCGCGGAUCUGCGGUUUGAGCUGUGGUUUGACGGGCACAAGUUUUCAGGCAAUCACGAGCCUGUCACGCCGCAGUGGGCUGAGGCUGGACUCAAGGUCAAUCAGGUCUGA